CCGGCGGCAGGCAGAGAGGCGGGCGGGCGGGCGCGGGUGCGCAUCCGGGUCGGCGCCGGGCCAUUGUCUGCGGCCGGGCCGGGCUCGGCGGCUCCGCGCCCGAAGGGCCGAGGCAGCGGCGCCGCCUUCAUGGACCGCAGCUCGAAGAGGAGGCAGGUGAAGCCUUUGGCGGCUUCGCUGCUGGAGGCUUUAGAUUAUGAUAGCUCUGAUGACAGUGACUUUAAAGUUGGAGAUGCUUCAGAUUCUGAAGGAAGUGGUCAUGGGAGUGAAGAUGCGUCAAAGGACAGUGGAGAAGGUUCCUGUACUGAAUCAGAAGAAAAUAUCUUGGAGGAGGAACCGGCAGAAGAGAAAGUAGAAGAGCAACAGCCAAAGAGCUCCACUGAAGAAGAGGUGCCGACAGCAGACAAAGAGGUAAUUAAAACUGAAAAGAAAGAGAAGAAUGAAGAAAAGCCAAAAAAGAAGAAAGAAAAAGAGAAAGCAGCUGAACCUGAUGCUGUCGCUGAUGAGCAAACAAGUGAACCCAAAAAAUGGAAUUUGCGCAGGAACCGGCCUUCGGAUUUUGUAUCAAUGGAAGAACUAAAUGAUAUGGACGAUUAUGACAGUGAAGAUGACAAUGACUGGCGGCCUACUCCUGAAAAAAAAGGAAAAAAUUCAUUGCGAAAAGAAGGGAGCGAUGGAGAUGAGGAUGAUGAAGAUGACGGGAGUGGGAGUGAUGAGGAUGACAACGAUGAGGAAGUAAUGAAGAAGAUAACAGCAGCAGCUAGUGAUGGAGGAUCCAAGAAGAAGAGUAAAGUUCUUAACAGAAAUAAUGCAGAUGAUGAGGAACUGACAAAUGAUAGCCUGGCUCUUUCACAAAGCAAGAGUAAUGAGGAUUCAUUGAUCCUUGAGAAGUCCCAAAAUUGGAGUUCCCAGAAAAUGGACCAUAUUUUGAUUUGUUGCGUUUGUCUUGGAGAUAACAGUGAGGAUGCUGAUGAAAUAAUCCAGUGUGACAACUGUGGAAUAACAGUGCAUGAAGGUUGCUAUGGUGUUGAUGGAGAGAGUGAUUCCAUCAUGAGCUCAGCUUCAGAAAAUUCCACUGAACCUUGGUUUUGUGAUGCAUGCAAAUGUGGUGUCACACCUAGUUGUGAACUAUGUCCAAACCAAGAUGGGAUCUUCAAGGAGACGGAUGCGGGCAGGUGGGUCCAUAUUGUUUGUGCCCUGUAUGUUCCAGGAGUGGCAUUUGGAGAUAUUGACAAAUUGCGGCCAGUAACGCUUACAGAAAUGAAUUAUUCAAAGUAUGGUGCCAAGGAGUGCAGUUUUUGUGAAGAUCCUCGUUUUGCCAGAACAGGUGUAUGCAUUAGCUGUGAUGCUGGGAUGUGCAGAGCUUAUUUCCACGUGACCUGUGCUCAGAAGGAAGGCCUUCUCUCAGAAGCAGCAGCAGAAGAGGAUAUAGCUGACCCUUUUUUUGCUUAUUGUAAACAGCAUGCGGACAGGUUAGACAGAAAAUGGAAGCGGAAGAACUACUUGGCAUUACAAUCUUACUGUAAAAUGUCCUUACAGGAAAGAGAAAAACAGCUUUCACCAGAAGCUCAGGCUCGAAUCAAUGCCAGACUACAGCAGUACCGUGCCAAGGCAGAGCUGGCUCGUACCACCAGGCCACAGGCCUGGGUACCCAGGGAGAAGCUGCCACGACCACUUACUAGCAGUGCUUCAGCCAUACGCAAGCUUAUGCGCAAAGCUGAGUUAAUGGGGAUAAGCACAGACAUUUUUCCAGUGGAUACUUCAGAUACUAGUUCCAGUGUUGAUGGAAGAAGAAAACAUAAACAACCAGCUCUCACUGCUGAUUUUGUCAAUUAUUACCUUGAGAGAAAUAUGCGCAUGAUUCAAAUCCAGGAGAAUAUGGCUGAGCAGAGGAAUAUCAAGGAUAAAUUAGAAAAUGAGCAAGAAAAGCUUCAUGUGGAGUAUAAUAAGCUUUGUGAGUCCUUGGAAGAGCUACAAAAUAUGAAUGGAAAACUGCGAAAUGAAGGGCAAGGCAUUUGGGCUCUGCUGGGUAGAAUCAUUGGACAGAAAUUGAACAUACCUGCAAUUUUACGUGCUCCUAAGGAAAGAAAACCAAGUAAAAAGGAAGGAGGAACACAAAAGACAUCUACGCUCCCAGCUGUACUUUAUAGUUGUGGAAUUUGCAAGAAGAACCAUGACCAACAUCUACUGUUACUGUGUGAUACUUGCAAACUACAUUAUCAUCUUGGUUGUCUGGAUCCACCUCUUACAAGGAUGCCAAGGAAGACUAAGAACAGUUACUGGCAGUGCUCAGAGUGUGACCAGGCAGGUAGCAGUGACUUGGAAGCUGAUAUUGCCAUGGAAACCUUACCAGAUGGGACCAAAAGAUCACGGAGACAGAUUAAGGAGCCAGUGAAAUUUGUUCCUCAGGAUGUGCCACCAGAACCGAAGAAAAUUCCAAUCAGGAACACGAGAACUAGAGGACGAAAACGAAGCUUUGUGCCCGAGGAAGAAAAACCUGAGGAACGGAUUCCCAGAGAAAGAAGACAACGGCAGUCUGUUCUGCAAAAGAAGCCCAAGUCAGAGGAUUUAAGGACCGAAUGUGCUACAUGCAAAGGGACUGGAGACAAUGAAAAUCUAGUCAGGUGUGAUGAAUGCAGGCUCUGCUACCAUUUUGGCUGUCUAGACCCUCCCUUGAAAAAGUCUCCCAAGCAGACUGGCUAUGGAUGGAUUUGUCAGGAAUGUGACUCUACAUCUUCCAAAGACUCCGAGCCGUCAAAUGAGGUGGUCUCAGAGGCCCCAGGUAAUGUGGUACCCUCUACCUCAAGAAGUAGCUCUGAAGAGCUGGUAUCGGUGGCACAGAAACAUCCAGAAGAGGAAGAUGAAAAUGAAACUGAGGCAGAAAGUCUAUCUCGGGAGCUGAACAUGGAACAGAAAAAAUCAAAAAAAUAGGAGAUUGCUGUCUUGUUUGAAAUAUUUGCAAGUUGUGUAACAGUGAUUAUAGUUUCUCAUUGUAAAAAUAACAAAAAAAAAUCCCAAUAAAGUCAU
Molecule: messenger RNA, 3027 nt
Organism: Cygnus olor (mute swan)
Lineage: Eukaryota; Metazoa; Chordata; Aves; Anseriformes; Anatidae
Gene: PHF14
Product: PHD finger protein 14
Biological process (GO): regulation of transcription by RNA polymerase II
Source: RefSeq, a predicted model, not a curated record